GUGUGUGUGUGUAUGUAUAAUACACACACACCUAUCGUCUGGUCCUCAGACUAAAAUAGAAUAGGAUAUUCUGUAUUAUAAGGAAUCAAUUAUCAAAUAUAAAAAAAGUACAAAAGUAUAGAGACACAUUUGAUUAGAAAACAUUUUAUUUGGACUACGUCGUGUAGAGUGAGGUACAAAGGCGUAUUCUGUUUUUCUUUUAUUAGUAAACUCCUCUCAGUAUGAUGUAUAAUAAGGAACUUGAAUCUCACGAAUAUAAACAGCAAUAGUGCUAUAACAUUUAUAAAUAUUCACCGAUAAAUUGGGGGAGUCAGAAUCAAUGACAACAUCGCAUGAAACGACGUUUGGCGCGCGCGCGAACACAUCACACAAAUCAAGAUGGCGAUCGCUCGUAGAGCGCGCCUCAUGUUAUAAAAUAUUCGUGAAACCCUUUAAGACAACGCACCAGUACACCGGUUUCCGUAUAAAAUAGUCCAGUGGUAUUAUUAAAAUGUUGUAGUGAUCAGUGUUGGCCUGUUUAAGGUGUUUCAUUGUGUAUAAGUGAAUUUUGUGGUGUUGCAUGAGUGGUCCCGAUGGGGUGGUGGGAAGCGCGCGGGACGAUGGACGCGACUCGCCGGCUAGCACUGACCAGCUAACGAAAUGUGCAGAGAAGGGGUCCUGCGAGGCGGAUUACGUGGCGAUAGGUAGCCGGCUGCGGGGCGCGAUGGGGACCCGACCACCGGCUCGUUUCUGGCCCCAGUUGUGGGCCACAGUGGUCCGUAACCUGCUGCUCAAGAAACGGGAUACGAGGAAGACCCUCGCCGAAGUGCUGGUGCCCCUGUACUCGCUGGGCGUGUUGAUCUUCCUGAAGAUGCUGGUGCCGAACCCCAACUUCCCGGAAGUGAGGGAGGCUGGCCGCUUACUCCGCAUCCAUCACGACACCUUCCCGGAGAUGAACUCGGUCGCGGUGGUGGCUGAUUGGUUGAAAGCCAACGGGACUGUGAGUUUCCUGGAGGACAUCAACAGCAUGCUUCUCGAGUCUGGACAGCAGGCCAUUCGCUGGAUACGGUACAACGACACCACUGAGCUGAACGAUGCCUACCACAACGACACCAGGAACUUCCCCAUCGCUGUAAUCUUUCACACAGACCCCACAGCUUUCGGAGAACCACUUCGUUACACAAUCCGAACCAAUCCCUCUCACUCUGGCACUCCCUCUACACGCACCCUGACGACCUCCCCUGCUAAAUGCCGAGAGCGUACGGUAAAGGACUGGUCUUCCGACUGGUCGAGAGGCGGGCAGCUCAUCCCGCUAUCAGAGAUGCACGGAGAAGACGCCUGCCCUGUUCUACAAUACUACUACUCCGGGUUCCUCGCUCUGCAGACUCUGAUAGACUAUAUAAAAAUCAAGGUGGAUACAGGAUCAGCGAUACCACCUCCCCGCAUCGACCUCCGUCAGUUCCCCAAACGCCAGCACACUGGCGAUUGGCUUGUCAUCUUCCGCGUGAUUAUGCCCAUGUACAUGGUGAUGACUCUAUCACAAUUCAUCACUUACCUGCUCAUGUUCGUAGUGGGGGAAAAGGAGAAGAAAAUCAGGGAAGGAAUGAGAAUUAUGGGCUUAAAGGAUUCGGUUUACUGGGGUUCCUGGUUCCUCAUCUACGCUGUAUUUGUAACAAUUUUGUCCUUCGUCAGCACAGUUUUACUCUUCACUUUGAAGGUGUUCCAACAUUCCUCCUACAUCCUUAUAUUCCUGCUGAUGCUGCUGUUCGGAUUUACCAUCAUCACGUUUGCCUUCAUGCUGACGCCGUUCUUCGAUCGAGCCAGGACGGCGGGCAUCCUGGGCAGCUUCGCCGUGAACCUGAUGAGCGGACUGUACUUCAUCCAAGUGUUCGUGUCGAACGCUGACUCGCUCGCCUUCUGGUUCGUCUCGCUCAUCAGCUCCAGCUGCUACGCGCUCGCCAUGGACAAGGCGCUGGUGCUGGACAUGGCGGGCGUGGGCGUGACAUGGGAGAACCUGUGGAGCGGACCUGGCGUGCCGUUCGGCGGAAGCCUCAUCAUGAUGGCGGUGGACACGGUGCUCUACGGGCUGGCGGCCUACUGGCUCGACGCCGUCAUACCCAGUGAAUACGGCAUCAAACAGAAGCCAUGGUUUUGCCUGCUGCCGUCUUUCUGGAUCGGGAGCAGGCGAGGGCGGGUGUCGGCCAUACACUUCCAUUCGAACGGCGAGGCGACACACAACAAGGAUAUCGAACCAGUGCCAAGAGAGCUCCAAGAGAAAGAAGCCAUCAGGAUUGUGGGGCUCCAAAAAAGCUUCAGGCACUGCCGUAAGCCUGAGAUCAAAGCCAUCGACGGCAUCGACCUGAGCAUCUACGAGGGCCAGAUCACGGCUGUGCUGGGCCACAACGGUGCUGGCAAGUCCACGCUGUUCAAUAUCCUGACAGGACUGACCUCGCCCACCGCUGGGACCGCUUAUGUUUAUGGACUGGAUGUUAGGGAUCCAAACGACAUGCACGAAAUUCGGCAGAUGAUAGGCGUGUGCCCACAACAAGACGUGCUUUUUGAUCUGCUCUCCGUAAAGGAACACCUACAGUUCUUUGCUGCUGUGAAAGGUAUACCACGCAAGAGGAUACCAGACGAGAUACACAAGUCGUUAUCAGAUGUAGGCCUUCUGGACCAGGCUGGAGUGUUCUCGAAGCAUCUGUCGGGCGGUCAGAAGAGGAAGCUCAGCAUAGCAAUCGCUUUCAUCGGUGAUCCCAAGAUUAUAAUACUGGACGAGCCGACAGCAGGCGUGGACCCGGUGUCCCGGAGACAAACCUGGAGGAUCCUGCAGCGAGCGAAACGCGGGAAAGUGCUGCUCCUCACCACGCAUUUUAUGGACGAAGCUGAUAUACUGGGAGAUCGGAAGGCCGUCAUCAGCAAGGGAAGGGUUCGCUGCGCGGGGACGUCGUUGUUUUUGAAAAACAAAUUCGGCAUCGGCUACCAUUUGACACUGGUCUUGGACGGCGCAUGCCGCGAGCACCAGAUCACGCGGCUGGUGCGCGGGCACGUGCCGCGCGCGGAGAAGGCGCGGCGCCACGGCCGCGAGCUGUCCUACAUCCUGCCGCACUACGCCGUCCACCUCUUCCCGCCGCUCUUCCUCGCCAUCGAGCACGAGAUCCGGGACAAGACCAACCGCCUCGGUGUGACAAGUUAUGGGGUGUCGAUGACAACGUUAGAAGAAGUCUUCCUCAGCUUGGAAGGAGAGAAUGCUGAGGAGACGGAGGCUGUGGAGGGAGUGUCCUCGGUGAAGCUGGUCCGAGCUCGUGCGCUCUCCAGGAGUCUAUCGUUGCAGAGCAAGACUCUUAGUUAUCAGGAGCUCAACGAUAAGGAAUCUCAGAAGGCCACAUCCUUACCAACACCUCCGGCGUCCCACGCGCUACAUUCCACUACUCACGGCGUGGAACACGUCAAGGUGACUCCCGAAGCGCCAGUGUCAGUAGACACCCUGGGCGAGACGGUGAAAACCAACCCGUCCUGCUGGCGAACCUUCUGCGCCCUCGUGUACAUCCGAACGGUGAGGAUGAUACGAGACCCAUACAAGUUGUACGUGAUGAUCUUCCUACCUAUCAUUUCAUGCGCCCUCGGCCUUUAUAUGAAGUCACGGCAAAUAGUAUUUUUUCGAAUGCAGCCCCUCACUCUCAGUCCCGACGCCUAUUUCAACAAAACCCCAAUCGCAAUACAUAGCGAGCAAAACAAUUACAAAGAAAUAUCAGAUUUGCGGGCCUCAUUAGAGCUCCUUGGGGCACACCCUAUUGUAGAUUUUAAUGGGAGCUUCGCUAGUUUGCUGGACAUGGAGAAUUUUGGAGCGUUUAGUUUGAAAGAUAGUCUCAUCCCAUAUGGGAAAAUUAUGGCCUACUAUAAUAGCACAUAUACGCACAGUUUGCCUAUCAUCAUCAAUUUAUUGGACAAUAGUAUUUAUAGGGUAUUAAUGUCAACGUCGGGUCUCCUGGAGAGCUUUAAGCCGAUCGAGGUGCUGACGCACCCGUUCCAGCAGACGGAGCAGCAGGAGGAAUUCAACGUGGGUAACGUGGUGUGCGCGAUAUUCAUGGGCAUGAUCUUUGCCCUUGUGCCGGUCACGCUCGCCGUCGACAUCGUGUACGAUCGGGAGAUAAAGGCUAAAAACCAGUUGCGAGUGAAUGGCCUUUCAAUGAGUAUGUACUUUCUCACGUACUUCGUGGUACUUAUUUUCAUCAUGAUCAUCACUAGCGCUGGAGUGCUCGUACUGGUGAUCCUCAACGACAUUCCUAGUCUGACAAACGGUUCGGCCAUCACAAUGCUCACCGGCUUACUGCUAUUAUACAGCCCGUCCGCCAUUUUGUUCAACACGUGUCUCUCGUACGUGUUUGACAAAAUGGACUCCGCACAAAGCAUCAUGCCGAACAUUACCACGUGGGUUGGGGUCAUACCGUUCAUAUUGGUCGCUGUGCUGGACACGUUUAAAUGGGGCAGUGACAUAGCGUUCUAUCUUCACUUAGUGUUCAGUUUUCUGGAUGUCAUGUAUAUACCAUACGCCAUCAUAUACUAUGUUGAUAGGGUGUACCUGACGUGCAACCUGCGCGGGCUGUGCCCGCAGCCGGCGCUGGCGCAGUACCUGACGGCGGAGGUGUGCGUGCUGGUGGCGGCCAUGCUACUGCACGUGCCGCUCUGCGGCGCCGCGCUGCUCGCCGCCGACCGCCUCAAGUCCGGCGGCCGGAUAUGCUCGCGUGGUCGUAAAGCAUCAGAGAGCAAAAACGAUCUCGAAGCAGACGCCGGCGGAGAAGUGGGAGAAGACGAGGACGUGAGACGUGAACGGCGCCGCGUCGCCAACAUACUGAAUCAGCCGUCGCAGAACGCGCCCGUUCUCGUCGUGCAUAACCUCCGCAAGGAGUACAAGGUGCGCGGCACCGGCACGAGCGGGUGCUGCGGCGGCGGCGGCGCGGGCGGCUGCGGCGGCGGGCGGCGCGCGGGCGGGCGGCGCGCGGGGCUGGCGCGGCUCAGCCUGGCCGUGCACGGCGGCGAGGUGUUCGGCCUGCUCGGACACAACGGCGCCGGCAAGACCACCACCAUGAAGAUCAUCACCGCCGAGGAGCGGCCCACCUGCGGCGCUGUGAUGCUGGGCGGACAGAACGUGGACGAGGCGCAGACGUCUGCAUUCCAAAUGCUGGGCUACUGUCCGCAGCACGACGCGCUCUGGAAGAACGUCACCAUUCGGGAGCACAUCGAGUGCUACGCAGCCAUCCGGGGCGUCAGCAAGAGUGACACACCCAGAAUAGUGGACGCGUAUCUGAACGGGCUGCAAAUAAUGGAGCACGCCGGCAAGCACGCAGACGAGUGCUCGGGCGGGACCAAGCGGAAGCUGUCGUUCGCGCUGGCAAUGGUGGGCAACCCCAAGGUGGUGCUGCUGGACGAGCCCUCCACCGGCAUGGACCCGAGGAGCAAGAGGUUCCUGUGGGACACCAUCCUGGCCAGCUUCCAGGGCAAAAAAGGUGCUAUCCUGACAACACAUUCCAUGGAAGAGGCUGAUGCUUUAUGUUCAAGAGUUGGAAUUAUGGUGAAAGGCAGUUUAAGAUGUAUCGGGUCAACGCAACACCUGAAGAAUCUGUACGGCGCAGGGUACACGUUGGAGAUGAAGAUAGGUCAGAACAAUCAGAAGUCGAUGCUGGACCCCGAGUUGUCCAUGUCACCGUCGCCGCUUCGGUCUGCUGAGAAUUCGCCAUCGCUGGGAGAAGCUGACGAGGGUGGUUCGGGCGAGGGCUCAGUGUGUGCUGAGGCGGAGGGCGAAGCAGAAGCGGAAGCGGAGGCGGAAGCGGUGGACGUGAGCAUACACACACCGCUAGUAGCCGGCACACCACCUCCGCCUCGACAACACCAUCACAGGACGGAGUCGAGCGGCGGCGGCGCGGGCGCGGAGGCGGCGAUCGCGCUGGUGGCACAGCUGUUCCCGGCCGCCGUGCUCGAGGAGAGCUUCGCCGAGCGGCUCGUGUUCUCCGUGCCGCAGUCCUCCGUCUCCAGCCUGGCCAGGUGCUUUCAGCAAAUCGAGGAUGCAAAAGAGAAGCUGAACAUAGUGGAGUACAGUUUCAGCCAGACAACCCUUGAGCAGGUGUUCCUGAAGUUCGCGCAGACGGAGACGGCUGAAGCAGACCCGGAGCACUAGCGGUGUCCACCUUCAUGUAAACAAGCCUAGAUUAAUGUGACAGAAAUUACAUAGCUCUUAUAUCGAGCGUUUAAAAUAUUUCUAUCGUAUUAACUUAGUGAAGUGGCAAUUACAGUCGUCAAGUUUAAAUUUGAACUCUAUGGCGUUGGAAAUAUGAUUUAAAUAAAAAAAUAAAGUUUCUCAUAAUAGUGGGUAGUUGAAAUUUUCGAAAUUAAUUUUGAAUUAGUUUAAAAUUAAUAUCUCAAUUAAACAUAGUCCAAAUGUUUAAUUACAAGUUCAUCGACGAGAUUGGAUUAAUUAAAUUAUUUAUUAAUUCAUUCAUUAUUUAUAACUUUUCAUGGAUAUGUAAACUUAUUAAGGAUAUCUGCUUUGAUGCAUCGAAAAGUGUUUAAACUUAAAGUUCACGACUGUAAAUGCAUUGACACCAACAUGUUUAAUUAUUCCGUUGAUCGGCACCACACUUGGCAACUUCUGGUUAAUAUUUGCAUAGUUUAGAAAAUAAAUUUAUUAAUUUAUACAAAAAUUUCCAAGUCCAAGGUAAUUAAUGAUUAUAUACGUUGAAUUAGAUAAAUUUUCGACACGAAUUAGAGAAGCAAAUUAUUAUUUUGAAUGAAAAUUUAAAAAAAAAAUGUGAUAAUUCAUUCGAGUGUUUAGAAUGUAAAUUUAAAAAGAUUGGAAUCAUCUAGUAAAUAUAUACUUUUAAAUUAUCGAUCAGAAGGCUGUUUAUAAUAUUUUUAAUGUGCUGAAAAUACAUAGAUUUAUAUUUUAAAUAUUAAUAUUUUCAAAUAAUAAAU
Molecule: messenger RNA, 6945 nt
Organism: Galleria mellonella (greater wax moth)
Lineage: Eukaryota; Metazoa; Arthropoda; Insecta; Lepidoptera; Pyralidae
Product: cholesterol transporter ABCA5-like
Biological process (GO): lipid transport; transmembrane transport
Cellular component (GO): membrane; intracellular membrane-bounded organelle
Molecular function (GO): ATP binding; lipid carrier activity; ABC-type transporter activity
Source: RefSeq, a predicted model, not a curated record